AUGCUCGUUAGCUGGAAGGAUUUGGUUAAUUUCAGGAGCAGGGAUCUCUGUUACUCCAUGUGUGUCCGUGUGUCUUUUUCGGCUCGCUCCAGUUUCAUGUCGGUUUCUGCAAUUGAUCCGCCCUUGGAGUCCGUGCACUUUCUGCUGAUUACUUUGUGGCUCUGAUCGGUUACCUUUCAUCUCCUUCUCUCUUCUCUUGUCUCUCUCUCUCUCCUCCAAGCGAACAGGAGGAGGAGAAGGAGGAGGAGGAGAUGCUGGGAUUCCUUCGGCGGACACUCGGGCGCCGCACGGUGCGCCGACACGCAGAUAAGGAAAAGCGAAGGGAAGCGCAGAGAUCAGGCACGCACAUCCCAGCGGCCGGAGACUCCCGAUCCAUCAUCACCUGCAGGGUCUCGCUGCUGGACGGCAGCGAUGUCAGCGUCGAUUUACCGAAAAAAGCGAAGGGCCAGGAGCUCUUUGAGCAAAUCAUGUACCAUCUCGACAUCAUUGAAAAAGAUUACUUUGGCCUUCGGUUCAUGGAUUCUGCUCAAGUAGCGCACUGGUUGGACAACACCAAGAGCAUCAAGAAGCAGGUGAAAAUUGGCCCACCGUACUGUCUUCAUUUGCGGGUGAAGUUUUAUUCCUCUGAGCCUAAUAAUCUUCGUGAAGAAUUAACAAGAUACUUGUUUGUAUUACAGCUGAAACAGGACAUUCUGAGUGGCAAGUUAGAAUGCCCUUUUGACACAUCGGUCCAGCUGUCAGCCUAUGCCAUUCAGGCUGAAGUGGGUGAUUGCGAUCCUUCUGAGAACGGCCCAGACUUUGUGUCAGAGUUCAGAUUUGUGCCGAAUCAGACUGAAGAGAUGGAGCUUUCCAUCUUUGAGAAAUGGAAGGAAUGCAGGGGACAAACACCAUCCCAGGCAGAAAUGAACUAUCUCAACAAAGCUAAAUGGCUGGAGAUGUAUGGAGUGGACAUGCACAAGGUUAAAGGAAGAGAUGAAAAUGAAUACAGCCUGGGCCUGACCCCAACAGGAGUGCUGGUAUUUGAAGGCGAAACAAAGAUUGGACUCUUUUUCUGGCCCAAGAUCAUCAAACUGGAGUUUAAGAAAAGCAAACUCACUCUUGUGGUGGUGGAAGAUGAUGAGCAGGGCAAAGAACAAGAACACACCUUUGUAUUUCGGCUGGAUCACCCUAAAGCUUGCAAACACCUCUGGAAAUGUGCUGUGGAGCACCAUGCGUUUUUCCGACUGCGGGGACCUGUCCAGAAGAAUUCAAACCAGCUAUCCUUUGUGCGGAUGGGCUCCCGGUUCAGAUACAGUGGCAGAACAGAGUACCAGACCACCAAAAUCAAUAAACCACGACGGCAAGUGUCCUUCGAGCGCCGGCCCAGCAGACGUUAUUCAAGAAGAUCGACGCAGCAGCGAGCCAAUCCUUUCAACAGACACUUGGAACCAAGUUCUCACAGUAACGCAGCAAGCCAGAAACUUCUCUCCCAGGCCGCGAUGAUGAGGUCAGCUGCCCCUGUUGUUGCAUCGUUACCCAGUGCCCCUGUACCAAUUGAAAUUGAGAACCUACCCAGAAGUCCAGGCCUCAACCAUUCCGAGAAGCGGAGGCUGCCCCGUGCUGAUGAUUCCAAACCCGCUGGAUGUCCAUGGAACUUGCAGGCUCUGCCCACUGCCGCGGACAGAAACUACACUGAGUUUGUCUAUGAGCAUAACCUGAAGAAUGCAGCAGCACAGUAAAAUCAAUGCCAUCCUUUGUAAUCCCAGCUCAAGGAAAGGACGCUUUCAGUUGUCUCACCUCAGUGAUAAGUACGCAAUGACUGCAGACUGGGGCGAGAGGAGCUACUGCCUGUUCAAUGAUGCUACGCCAAGUGGUUCCUUGAAUGGGGAGGGGGGAGGUGGGAUGGUUGGUGGUGGUAAGUGUGAGGAAUGGAAAGAGGGAUGUUCAUUGAAAUCUCUUGGUGAUGUACUCCUAGCUAAAAGAAUACUGCGUGCAUUUUAUCUUGUCAGUUUGCGUGCAAACCAGGUGAGCAGGAAGUAAGUGGCUUUGUCAGAAUUAAAUGGCCAUUUUCCCAUGAAUAAUGCCCCCUUCCUUCCCCCAAACCCAAGACUUGCAUUGAGAAUUUCCCUCCACAAUGAAUUGUACCCAGUGACCACAUAUCUUCAAAUUCUCCCCUUAUUUGCAAUCUGUGCACCCAACAUGCCUCGAAUCCAACAGGUGAUGUUCUUGGAUUUUGAAGAAAAAGAAUGUUUUUUUUGGAAAAUAUAAACUAUUCGUGCCUGCUUUGAGAUUCCUAAUUGUGGGGGGAAAAGUAACAAUUAAAUGAGUGCUAUCUUGGCUUGUUGAGCAGGAAAGAUGUGCAGAGAGCAGAGUAAUAAAAUAGCAAUGGUUCCAUGGUAGUCCCAGGUUGAUGUCCCUUUUAAAAGUGUGUUUCUUAAAAAUUGUCAUUUGACAGCUCACCAAUUGGCAGUCCCGCUGUUUCUCUUCUUUUUCUCUCUCUCUCUCUCUCUCUCUCCCCCCCACCCCAUGUCAGGAAUUAUCAUUUAAAAUGUCUGGGGUAUUGUUUUCUUGAGAAAACAUGCUUUUCUGACACAGGGAAUUAUGAUUUCUACCCUUUCUUGUUCAGUUCAAACAGCAAGAAUGUUAUUGGGUGCUAUCUUCCUUUCUCCCCAUCGAAGUCUUUGUUUAUUGAUUUCUAACGGGUGUGGAGCGGUGAAGCUACACCUUGUGUAGCAGCAUGCGCCUCCACAGGACUGGAUGCUUUGAAAGAGAACCUGGCUGCUCUUCACCUUCCUGUUAAUUUGCACUCAAACUUGUUGCGCAGCGAUACAAUAUUGGCUGUGGUGCUGCUUUUAUUUUUGUAAAGGGAAUUAAGGGGCUCGGAGAGAGGGGGAGAGAAAGUUAACAUGGGUGUAUUUAUACAGGAGGUGGGUGAUGCAUAUAUGCAUAUACAUGUGCUUUAUUAGCCAAUAUCAUAUUAACUGUAAGGUAAAAGCAAAAUACUGCGGAUGCUGGAAAUCUGAAAUAAAAACAAAAACUGCUGGAACAACUCAGGUCUGGCAGCAUCUGUGGGGAGAGAA
Messenger RNA from Carcharodon carcharias (great white shark), 3059 nucleotides. RefSeq names its product band 4.1-like protein 5. The record is from RefSeq and is a predicted model, not a curated record. NCBI's taxonomy places the organism in Eukaryota, Metazoa, Chordata, Chondrichthyes, Lamniformes, Lamnidae. The coding region runs from base 252 to 1718 and encodes 488 amino acids. Gene Ontology annotation, molecular function: cytoskeletal protein binding. Gene Ontology annotation, cellular component: cytoskeleton. The transcript has 16 exons.